This is a messenger RNA of Danio rerio (zebrafish), 2756 nucleotides long. NCBI's taxonomy places the organism in Eukaryota, Metazoa, Chordata, Actinopteri, Cypriniformes, Danionidae. The record is from RefSeq and is a predicted model, not a curated record.
AGGCACAAUAUAUUACAGUCUAGGGCUCGCUGCUGAAAAGCCUGCUGGAUCUUCCAGUGACCUGCUGUUCUUUCCUGCUUUCCUGUGUGUUUUUUUUUUCUUCUUCUCUAGAUUUAGAUUAAAAACAAAGCCCGGUCCUCCUUCUCCCUUGUCUUUUUAGACCUCUGCAAAGAAGCCCUGUAGUUUUGAGGUACUGUUACAAGGUUGGAAGAUUCGAAUGGAGAUACGUGUUUGUUUUUGUAGCUUGUUGGGGACAUUUGCAGAAGGACAAGUCUAAGGAGAGCUGGACGUGAUUCUUCGGAAUUCCCUGCUUCUCCCAUUCUCCUGAUCUGUCGGACAGUAACAAAGUGGGACGUCAGGGAAUUCUCGGGGGAAAUCCAGUCCAAGUGUGAAGUAAGGGGAUCUGUUUUUGGAGGACUCCUUGUCGGAUGCACUGACUGUCUUCUGCGGCUCCGAAAGGACAGAGCCGGGUUCCCGAGCUCAAUCCGGGGCUCAGUCCCCUGGUAGAGGGGGAACGCAAGAGUACGGAGGGUCAGUGCAUUGCCCGUCAAACCGGCAUCCCUCCGUUGACCAUGUACCCACAGGGUAGACACCCGGUACCUCUGCAGCCUGGACAGUCAUUUAAGUUUACAGUUCUGGAGACCCUGGACCGCAUUAAAGAGGAGUUUCAGUUCCUUCAGGCUCAGUACCACAGUCUCAAGUUGGAGUGUGAGAAGUUGGCCAGUGAGAAAACUGAGAUGCAGCGCCACUAUAUCAUGUACUACGAGAUGUCCUACGGGCUCAACAUUGAGAUGCACAAACAGGCGGAGAUCGUGAAGCGACUCAGUGCUAUCUGUGCUCAAAUCAUCCCUUUCCUCUCUCAGGAGCAUCAACAGCAGGUUGUUCAGGCGGUGGAGCGAGCUAAACAAGUGACCAUGGCAGAGCUCAACGCCAUCAUAGGGCAGCAGCAGCUCCAGCACCUGUCUCACCACACUCCAGGUAUUCCUCUCACUCCUCAUCCUUCAGGUCUGUCUCUGGGUGGGACGUCCAGUCUGUUGGCCCUCACUGGGGCCCUGGGAGUCACGGCACACCUGGCCAACAAGGACGAACGCAACCACCUAGACCCAGAGCACCUACGAGAGGGUGCGCCCAGCAGGAGUAAAUCAGUGUCGUCGACUGACAGUCAGGCGGUGGAGGAUCGUCAGGGUCCGUCAGGGGUUUAUUCCUCUCAGGCCGGUGGUGAUGCCAAACGGAGACGCUGUGAGGAAAAAGACAUUCUGCAGUCCCACUACGACAGUGAUGGAGACAAGAGCGAGGACAAUCUUGUAGUAGACGUCUCGAAUGAGGAAGCUUCCUCUCCGGUCGGCAGUGCUCCUCUCUCUCCUCAUGGAAAUGGACUGGAUCGAGCUCUACCACUGAGGAAAGAGCUCCCAGGAUCCCCCAGUCCCCCCACAGCCUCCCCGCCACACAGCCCAACCCCUGGCAAAAACAAGGACACGGCACAAACAGAAAAAUCUCAGUCGCCUUCCUCAAAAUCAGGCAAUUCCUCUCCCUCUCACCAUGACCCUCUCACCCCUGGUCCACCCGGCCCACCGGGACCCAGCACGUCCUGUUUACGCCUGGUCAACAAACCUGCCUCCUCGGCAGACCCUCUGGCUCUGCGGAGCCCCUUAACCAUGACGCCCGGUUCUUACCCAGCUCACUUUGGGGUGGUGUCUCACGCUGGGCUGAAUGGAGAGCUGGCCAGUCCGGGCGGAUUCGGAGGCUCACUCACCCUCUCGCCCCAAAUCAGUGCUGCAGCCAGUGCCUACACACGCAGCCCUAUGGUAGCGUAUGAAUCCCGUUCACAUCUCAGGCCCUCAGGGCUGUCCUCCUCACUUCCUGGCUCUACUAGUGGCAAACCUGCUUACUCGUUCCAUGUGAGCGCAGAUGGUCAAAUGCAGCCGGUGCCCUUUCCUCCUGAUGCCCUCCUCGGCCCUGGCAUCCCGCGUCAUGCCCGUCAGAUCCACACUCUGAGUCAUGGAGAGGUGGUGUGCGCCGUCACCAUCAGCACUUCCACACGCCACGUCUACACCGGUGGCAAAGGUUGUGUCAAAGUAUGGGACAUCAGCCAACCAGGCAGCAAGAGCCCGAUGGCCCAACUGGACUGUUUGAAUCGAGACAACUACAUCCGCUCAUGCAAGAUUCUCCCAGAUGGCCGGACCUUAAUAGUUGGGGGCGAGGCCAGCACACUGUCCAUCUGGGACUUGGCCACACCCACUCCACGCAUCAAGGCAGAAUUGACGUCUUCGGCUCCGGCCUGCUACGCUCUGGCCAUCAGUCCUGACAACAAGGUCUGCUUCUCCUGCUGCAGUGACGGAAACAUCGUAGUCUGGGACCUGCACAACCAGACACUCGUCAGGCAGUUCCAAGGCCACACAGAUGGAGCCAGUUGUAUUGAUAUUUCUAAUGAUGGGACCAAAUUGUGGACGGGAGGUCUGGACAACACUGUACGCUGCUGGGACCUGAGAGAAGGGCGACAGCUGCAGCAGCAUGACUUCACAUCACAGAUCUUUUCUCUGGGUUACUGUCCUACGGGUGAAUGGCUUGCAGUGGGGAUGGAGAGCAGUAAUGUGGAAGUGCUGCACGUCUCCAAACCAGACAAAUACCAGCUACACCUUCAUGAAAGCUGCGUUCUCUCGCUCAAGUUUGCCUACUGCGGGAAGUGGUUUGUAAGCACAGGAAAGGACAAUCUUCUCAAUGCAUGGAGGACGCCUUACGGAGCCAGUAUUUUCCAG